Messenger RNA from Paraglomus brasilianum, 891 nucleotides. The record is from the annotation of a GenBank genome assembly. NCBI's taxonomy places the organism in Eukaryota, Fungi, Glomeromycota, Glomeromycetes, Paraglomerales, Paraglomeraceae.
AUGCAGACACCUUUAUAUCAAGCGGACGUCACGGCAGACCACAAUAACGUGAUAACUAGACGUCCUGGUGAUAAAGCAUAUAUUCAUGUUAUUCCUUCCACAAAUAAUCUGGUUAACGCCUGCAAAGAAGAAACCAAACACCUAUCGGCCUUUUUGAUUUUUCGUAAAAUCAUUGCUCCUAACCACUCAUAUGGAGAUGGUAGCGCACUGGCUGGAUUACUAUGGGGUGCAGCAACACGAGAAUUGAAAACGGUGAUGAAAAAAAAGGAAUUAGAAGUAAAACAGUGUUUGAGCCAACGCUGGGUUUUUAAACAUUACAAGCCUGGUAAACGCCGUGACAAGCCUGGUAAACGCCGCGACAAGCGUGGGAAACCUAAAACAGGCUCUCAUGCUUAUAAUAAUUGCAUUGAGACUAGGCUUGAUAGCGCCAAUGGAAAUGAAACUAUUUAUUCUCGGUGUCAGACAAAUAAUGAGACUAGUGAACCGGAAACUAGCUAUAAAACUACUCCGGAUUCUUCUACAAGCGUGGCAGAAAGUUUCAAUAAUGAGUUUUCUACGAACAUAAUAAAGGGGAUUAAUGUUAGUAAUGAAGAUGUUGGCAUGAAUUCAAGUAUUGAUAACAGUGUUGGCAAUAUUGCCUAUAAUGAGAAUAAUAAUUUUGUAUAUAGCGAUUUUAUGAGUGUUAAUGUGACUGAUAAUAAUUUUGUGUAUAGCGAUUUUAUGAGUGUUAAUGUGACGGAUAAUAAUUUUAUGGGUGUUUUCACGGGCGAUAUGAAUCUGUAUGAUAGUGUCAUUGAUUCCUUGGACGGUAAUAUCGUUGAUACAUUCUUAAUUACUUGCAAUUUAAAUUCCGAGAAUGAAAUGGAGCGGGUUUCCACUAACAGAUUCUAA